AUGAUAAAGAAAACGUCACCGUCCGAAAACGAGUUUGACAUCCCGGCCAAAAACUGCCGCAGGAUGGUCAUCUUAGGCUCCACAAAGGUGGGCAAAACAGCCAUCGUGUCUCGCUUUCUGAAUAAGAGGUUUGAUGAGCAGUACACUCCAACCAUUGAGGAUUUCCACAGGAAGAUCUACAGCAUCCGAGGAGACGUUUAUCAGCUGGACAUAUUAGACACUUCUGGAAACCAUCCUUUUCCCGCCAUGAGGAGACUCUCUAUCCUGACAGGUGAUGUCUUCAUCCUUGUGUUCAGUCUGGAUAACAGAGACUCCUUCCAUGAAGUGCAGCAUCUGAAGAAACAGAUCUUUGAGACCAAGUCCUGUCUAAAGAACAAGACCAAAGAGGACGCAGAUGUUCCGCUCGUCAUCUGUGGGAACAAAUGCGACCGAGACUUUUACCGGGAGGUUAAGGAGGAGGAGAUCGAGCAGCUGUUCGGAGGAGACAAGUGCGCGUACUUUGAGAUCUCCGCGAAACGCAACACGAACGUGGAAAUAAUGUUCCAGACUCUCUUCAACAUGGCCAAACUGCCCAACGAGAUGAGUCCCGACCAGCACCGCCAAGUCUCGGUGCAGUAUUGCGACGUUUUACAUAGAAAGUCCUUCAGAAAUAAGAAGUUGCGGAACGGGGACGGGGACGCGUACGGUAUCUUGGCAACGUUCGCGAGAAGGCCGAGCGUGCACAGUGACUUAAUGUACAUAAAAGAGAAAGCGAUCGGUGGCUGUCAGGGGAAAGAUAAAGACAGGUGUGUCAUCUGCUGAAGGACUUCUUAAAGAUGACAGUCAGAUCUGCACACGCUUGAAUGUGGUACCACGGCCAGAGAGCUCCGCUGCUUCAGCACUAUAGCGGGAAGAGCGCGUGAUGACCUCACGAGAGUCCGUCCGCUCAAAUGUGCUGCAACUGUAGAGAUCGGCAUUUAGAGAGGGGAUCAUUCACCGGCCGGCGAGCUGGA
Molecule: messenger RNA, 992 nt
Organism: Myxocyprinus asiaticus (Chinese sucker)
Lineage: Eukaryota; Metazoa; Chordata; Actinopteri; Cypriniformes; Catostomidae
Product: dexamethasone-induced Ras-related protein 1-like
Exons: 2
Coding region: 1-801 (266 amino acids)
Molecular function (GO): GTPase activity; GTP binding
Source: RefSeq, a predicted model, not a curated record